Messenger RNA from Hydra vulgaris (swiftwater hydra), 851 nucleotides. The record is from RefSeq and is a predicted model, not a curated record. NCBI's taxonomy places the organism in Eukaryota, Metazoa, Cnidaria, Hydrozoa, Anthoathecata, Hydridae.
UGGAUGAAAGGGGAGGAUAUUAAAGUGAGAUAUGAUCUUCAUUCUAUAAUACGUAAUUGUGCGAUAUCACAUGGUACACUCGAAUUUUGGGAGUAUGCAUUCCAAAACUAUUUAAACAGCGGCACUGAAAAAUAUAAUAUUCUCAUGUCUUUGACGGAAACGAAAAACAAAACAAUUUUGCAAAGACUUUUAAACUACACUCUUGAUACAAAUAUAAUUGGAUCAGAAGACACGCCUUAUGUAUUAGGUAACAUUGCAAGUAACAGUCGCAUUGGUCGUGAGUUAACAUGGAAUUUUAUAAAGAAAAACAUUAACAUGCUUCUACAAAGGUAUGGAAACGAGUUGUUUCUUUUACCAAAGUUAUUUAGCAGUGUAAUUAACAGUUUUACUAAAAAUGAAGAUCUAAGAGAUAUAGAACUUUUUUUCAACAACAAUAUGGACUUGAAAAGUGGAAAGCAAGCAGUAAAACAGUCCAUAGAAAACAUCAAAGCAAAGUUGGAGUGGAAGAAAAAAAACGAAGAUGACCUGAAUCGAUGGGUAUUAAACAAUGCUUACUAGGUGCUGCAAAAAUUAGGCUUUUUAUUUAGUUUUAUUUUGACAUCAAUUAUGCUCUCUGUAAAAACAGUAAAACUUGUUUGUUUUUUUAAGUAUUGACUAGUGGUUCAGAGCGUAAUACUUUUUAAAAAUGUUUACCUGUGACGAUCAUAAUUUUGCAAACAUAAACCAUUUUGUAGUGAUUAUCAUAUUUGCAAUCACUUUUGGAUACUAUGACAGUUUUUAUAGUAUUAAAAAUGGAACUGUAUUUUAUAACUUCAGAUUGUAUUAUUUUACAAGAAAUUAUUAGUUUUUAA